UAGAUUUUGGUGUUUGAUUUUGCAUAACCAUUCGGUAGCAUCGUUCCAUUUAAAUUAUUAAGAAUAUUUUUAACAUUCUAAUAAGUUCAUUAUUUUAAUAAAAUUUCGACUCACAUUGUAGAUGAUGAACUUUGAUAAAAAAAAUCUGUACAAAAACAUUGUGCGUAACACAGCGUAGCGUUAGUCUCUCGGUGUAAAUACGAAAAUGAAAACGUACAUUAUCUUGUCCCAACGAGUAUUAUAUUUUGAUAUCAUUGCGUCGCAAAACAAAACUUUGCGCCUCGCGAGGAAAAACUAACGCAACCACGACGUUUUCAAGAGCAUUUCGGCGGAUGCACUGCGCAAUGUUUGCCGAAAAAUGCGAGGCACGACUGAAAAAAUACGUACAUGACCAAUCGGAUUCUAAAUAUCUCGCGGUGCAAAAAUACCGAGGCGUCGAGAGGUGGAAUAAUUCGAGGCUUUAACAUAAUAUAAUCAAUUGUCAUUGAACGAUAAGGGGGAUCGAAUAACGCAUUGGAUGCUUUCGAGGAAGAAAAAACAAAUCAAUUGUUGUAAGCAUGUCGACUCGACUUGCUGUGCGAUCGGACGCGCGUUUCUAACGGGUCACAAAAGUUCACGCGAAAAUCAUUUCAUUCGUUGUGUCAUAAUAUUAAUCGUAAAGCGGAGGUGCAAUAAUGGACACCGGUCAGCAAGCGAGUAUUCCAAAUCCUAGACAAAGAGCCAAUAUCGCUUCAGUGUUGUUGUGGUGCUGGACGAUUGGUCUGUUCAAAAAGGGAUACAGAAAAGUAUUGGGUCUCGAUGAUCUGUACGAGCCGUUGCGCAACGAUCGUUCGAGUGUACUCGGCGAUCGGUUAGAAAGACGUUGGAACGAAAAUGUCAAGAAGGCCAAAAGACUCGGAAAAUCGCCGAAUCUACUGAAAACGAUCUAUCGAACCUUCAUGUACGAGUACAUCGUGCUCGGAUGUAUACAAUUUCUCAACGAAAUCAUCGUUGGGAUAGGCACACCUCUGGUACUGGGAGCUCUGCUGCAGUACUUCAAAGCCGGUGAAAAAGUGACCGGAUCGUCGUACUACAAUGCCCUGCUCUACGCCGGUGGAAUAUCACUGGCGUCGGCCGUCAACGCGAUCGCGAUCAAUCAGUCGAUCUUCAGGUCUUUUCACGCGGGUGGUCGCAUCAGGAUUGCCGUGUGCUCCCUCGUCUACAGAAAGUCGCUGCGACUCAGCAAAGCGGCUCUGAAUCAAGUGUCCCCCGGCAAAAUCGUCAAUCUCACGGCCAACGACGUCAAUCGACUCGAGUACGUGUCGAUUUUUUGGCACUACAUGUGGUCGGCUCCGCUGACGACUUUGACAAUCACCGUCCUUCUUUAUCACGAAGCUGGUUAUGCCGGCCUCAUCGGUAUUUUCAUAUUGCUGGUCAUCGUUUUUAUUCAAGCAUUUUGUGGCAAAUUGGCAUCCAAGUAUCGCACUCAAACAGCUCAAAAGACCGACGAGCGGGUUCGCCUCAUGGACGAGAUCAUCUCGGGCGUACAAGUGAUCAAGAUGUACGCCUGGGAAAAACCAUUUUGUGCCUUGGUCCAACUCGCUCGGCGCCUCGAGCUCAAGAUCGUGCGCAAGAGCUCGUACCUGCGCGGCAUGUUUAUCUCGUUCAAUCUGUUCACGACGCGGCUGGCCCUGUUCGGCACCCUCGUCAGUCUGUCGUUUCUUGACUCGAGCCUCAUCACGGCCGACCGAGUCUUCGUCUACACGUCGUACUUCAAUCUGCUGGCGCACGUCAUGUCGAACGCCUUCGUCAGGGGCAUCGUCGAGGUGGUCGAGUGCGUUGUGGCGGCGCGUCGGUUGCAGAAUUUCUUGCUGCUCGAUGAGUUCGAUCGACAAAACGUGAAGAGUAACGUUUGCUUGACCGAUAAGACCGAUUCGAGGAGUUUGUAUUUAUCGAUGAUCAACAACGACGUCGGUUUCGACGAGAAGGUCAAUAAAAGCAAGAAAAAACUCAAUCUCACUCUGGUGACGAGCAAUUUGGUGCAGAGAUACUCGAAUUGCCGAGGCUCGGACGAUUCGUGGAUCGUCAAGUUCGACCAAGUUGACACUGCCUGGAAUUUCGACUCGUCCAAUUCGGUCCUCGAUGACGUCAACUUGGAGGUGAAGAAAGGGAAGCUCUACGUGGUUAUCGGAGCCGUUGGCUCGGGAAAAAGCUCACUACUGUCGACGAUUCUCGGAGAAAUGUGUCUGAUUCGGGGCAGCGUAAGUAUCCAGGGAAAGCUAGCUUACGCCAGUCAGGAGGCUUGGGUGUUUGGCGCCAGUGUACGGCAAAAUAUUCUCUUCGGUCAAGCUUACGACGAGGAAAGAUACGAAAAGGUCGUGGAGGCCUGUGCCUUGGAAAAGGAUUUCAAGCAAUUUCCAUACGGUGAUCAGACCAUCGUAGGUGAGAGAGGCAGUUCUCUAUCGGGUGGUCAAAAGGCCAGGAUCAACUUGGCCAGGGCCGUCUACAGAGAAGCGGACAUCUACCUGCUCGACGAUCCACUGAGUGCCGUCGACGCUCACGUGGGCAAGCACCUGUUCGACAAGUGUCUGCGAGGCUACCUCGGCGACAAAACUCGCGUGCUCGCGACUCACCAGCUGCAAUAUCUCAAGGGCGCCGACGUGAUUCUGCUGCUGGAUCAAGGUCGAGUGCGCCAAUUCGAUCGAUACUCCGACCUCUUGAAGGAUUUUCCAGAGUACGAAAAUCUCGCUGCGCAAGACGCCAAGUCAAAGAACAACAACAAUGCUAGCGAGGACAAACAUAAAUCGGAUUCGAACGUCAAACGAGUCACGAAUAUCGAUGCGUCCGACGAUAAGGAGAGAUUCGCCGAGCAACGAGGCAACGCCAUCGAGGCGACGUCCCGAGGCAUCGUCAAAGGGAGUGUACUGCUCAAGUACUUUUCCACUGGUUCGCACGCAGCCAGUGCUUACGGGCUUCUUCUGCUCUUUUUACUCGCUCAGUUCACAGCUAGUGCCAAUGAUUAUUUCAUUCCAAUUUUUGUCGCAACGAAAGAACAACCAAGCUACAAUGACACUUGGACCGAAGCGAGUGGAGAAGCGUCGAAGGCUUCCUCUUGGCCAUCGGAGUACUACAUGUACGCGUACAGCGGUCUCGUGGCCUCAAUUCUGCUGUUCGGACUGCUGCGCUCACUGACCUUCUACUCGCUGUGUCUGCGCUCGAGCCAGGUCCUGCACGAUCUCGCCUUCCGAGCCCUCGUGCGCACGAGGAUGCGAUUCUUCGACCAGAACCCGAGCGGCCGCAUACUCAAUCGCUUCUCCAAGGACAUGGGCUCGAUCGACGAGCUGCUGCCGCGAGCCAUGCUCGACGCCGGCCAGUACGCCCUCAUGAUUCUUGGUUAUCUGCUGGUCAGCUGCACGGUCAAUCCGAUCUUCUUGGCGCCCAUUGCCGUGAUCGCCGUGAUAUUCUACUUGCUGCGCCGAGUCUACUUGAAGACGAGUAAGAACAUCAAGAGGUUGGAGGGAAUGACUCGAUCGCCGGUAUUUACUCAUCUGAACGCGACCCUCAAUGGCUUAUCGACUAUUCGGGCUUACGGAGUACAGGACAUACUGAAGAAGGAGUUCGAUCAAUUUCAAGAUGUGCACACGUCCUCUUGGUUCAUGUUCAUCGCUUCAAGCUCGGCCUUUGGAUUUUCCAUCGACAUAUUUUACUUUAUAUUUACAGCUCUGGUUACCUUCAGUUUUUUACUUGUGCAAAACGAUUCUUCAAGCGGCAGCGUCGGUUUGGCCAUUACUCAAGUAAUGGCCGUAUCCAGUAUGCUUCAAUGGGGCAUGCGUAACUUUGCCGAGGUCUCCAAUCAGCUCAUGUCGGUCGAGCGGGUACUGGAGUACACGAAACUGCCCGCGGAAUCCAAUUUCCGUGACGACGAGGUCCUGAACGACAAGUCCAGCAAAAAAGCAGUUGCAGCAGCGGAAGCGAAUAAAUUGCUGAUCGAGCCACCGGUCGAUUGGCCGUGCUCGGGUCGCGUGACUUUCGACGACGUUCGCCUCAAGUACUCGGACGAGGAUCAACCGGUGCUCAAGAACUUGAGCUUCACGAUCGAACCUACGGAGAAAGUCGGAGUGGUCGGGCGGACCGGCGCGGGCAAGUCGUCGCUCAUAGCGGCUCUCUUUCGACUGGCCGACGUCGAGGGCUCGAUCAUGAUCGACGGUUUGGACACGGCCAAUCUAGCUCUGGAGGAUCUGCGCAAACACAUCUCCAUCAUCCCACAGGAUCCGGUCCUGUUUACCGGCACUCUGCGCUACAAUCUGGAUCCGUUCGGCGAAUUUACGGACGACCAGCUGUUCGAGGUUCUGGACGAGGUUGAGUUGAAAGACGCAGUCAAGCAAACAAACAAUGGAUUAGAGAAUCGAGUCCACGAUCGGGGCUCGAAUUACAGCGUUGGACAGCGCCAACUGAUCUGUCUGGCUCGGGCGAUUUUGCGAAACAAUCGAGUCUUGAUGCUGGACGAGGCCACGGCCAAUGUCGACCCUCAGACCGACGCCCUCAUUCAGAAGACCAUCAGGACCAAAUUCGCCCCCUGUACAGUUCUCACCGUCGCCCACAGGCUCAAUACCAUCAUGGACAGCGACAAAGUCCUCGUCAUGGACCAGGGCAGACUAGUGGAAUUUGAUCAUCCGCACAAACUACUACAGAAUCAGGACGGCUAUUUUACUUCGUUGGUAAAAGAGUGCGGCAGAGGCAUGUACGAGCAACUGUGCGACGUAGCUCGUGUCGCUUAUCUUAAUCGUCAUAAUUUAAGUCGAGGAGGACUGCGUAAAUGA
Trichogramma pretiosum is the source of this 4799-nucleotide messenger RNA. RefSeq names its product multidrug resistance-associated protein 4-like. Gene Ontology annotation, molecular function: ATP hydrolysis activity; ATP binding; ABC-type transporter activity. Bases 675 to 4799 code for a protein of 1374 amino acids. Lineage: Eukaryota; Metazoa; Arthropoda; Insecta; Hymenoptera; Trichogrammatidae. The record is from RefSeq and is a predicted model, not a curated record. The transcript is spliced from 11 exons. Gene Ontology annotation, biological process: transmembrane transport. Gene Ontology annotation, cellular component: membrane.